GCUCGGUGGGGUCAUUCAGGCGCAGGCGCAGUGCGGUGUUUGUCUGCCCUGGACUGACGGGCGGCAGGGCGGUGAGCGGCGGUGGCGGCGGCGGGGAAGAUGGCGGCGUCCUCCCUGGAGCAAAAGCUGUCCCGCCUAGAAGCCAAGCUGAAGCAGGAGAACCGCGAGGCCCGGAGGAGGAUCGACCUCAACCUGGAUAUCAGCCCCCAGCGGCCCAGGCCCACCCUGCAGCUCCCACUGGCCAACGAUGGGGGCAGCCGCUCACCGUCCUCAGAGAGUUCCCCACAACAUCCUACACCCCCUGCACGGCCCCGCCACAUGCUGGGGCUCCCAUCAACCUUGUUCACACCUCGCAGCAUGGAGAGCAUUGAGAUCGACCAGAAACUGCAGGAGAUCAUGAAGCAGACUGGCUAUCUGACCAUUGGGGGCCAGGUACUGCCUCCCUUUAACUUGGCACCCCAUGGGGCCAUGAUAGGACCCAGCCAGGCUGCAGGGGUAGAGGGUGGGAGCAAGGGCUCUGGGGACCCUCUAGCCCCUUGGCUUCCCCCCCAGCGCUACCAGGCGGAAAUCAACGACUUGGAGAACUUGGGUGAGAUGGGCAGUGGCACCUGUGGCCAGGUGUGGAAGAUGCGCUUCCGGAAGACAGGCCAUGUCAUUGCUGUCAAGCAAAUGCGGCGCUCUGGAAACAAGGAAGAGAACAAGCGCAUACUGAUGGACCUGGAUGUGGUGCUUAAGAGCCAUGACUGCCCCUACAUCGUUCAGUGCUUUGGCACCUUCAUUACCAACACGGAUGUCUUCAUUGCCAUGGAGCUCAUGGGCACAUGUGCAGAGAAGCUGAAGAAGCGGAUGCAGGGUCCUAUCCCUGAGCGAAUCCUUGGCAAGAUGACCGUGGCGAUUGUGAAAGCCCUGUACUACUUGAAAGAAAAGCAUGGUGUCAUUCAUCGUGAUGUCAAACCCUCCAACAUCCUGCUGGACGAGCGGGGCCAGAUCAAGCUCUGUGACUUUGGCAUCAGCGGCCGACUUGUAGACUCCAAAGCUAAAACAAGGAGUGCUGGCUGCGCCGCCUACAUGGCUCCUGAGCGCAUUGACCCCCCAGACCCCACCAAACCUGACUAUGACAUCCGAGCCGAUGUGUGGAGCCUGGGCAUCUCAUUGGUAGAGCUGGCCACGGGACAGUUUCCCUACAAAAACUGCAAGACAGAUUUUGAGGUCCUCACCAAAGUCCUACAGGAAGAGCCCCCCCUCCUGCCUGGUCACAUGGGCUUCUCAGGGGACUUCCAAUCAUUCGUCAAAGACUGCCUUACUAAAGAUCACAGGAAGAGACCAAAGUAUAAUAAGCUACUUGAACACAGCUUCAUCAAGCGCUAUGAGACGCUCGAGGUGGAUGUGGCGUCCUGGUUCAAGGACGUUAUGGCAAAGACUGAGUCGCCAAGAACUAGUGGAGUCCUGAGCCAACACCACCUGCCCUUCUUCAGGUAGCCUCGUGGCAGCGGCCAGUCCCAACAGGGGGCCAGGGGCAUGGCCCACAUGUCCCCUUUUCCCACCUGGCCACCCAGCUGCCCAUCAUGGGUGACCUGGGACCUGGACGCCUGCUGAGGGCUGAGGACAGAAAGUAGGGGGCGCCCACCCACCUCUGAUGCCCUGCCCACCAGCCGUGGACGGACAGGCCUGCUGGGCCCUGGCCUUCCCACUCUGGGGUCAGCCGACCAUGAGAAUCCCCCGACAGACACUGUGAACAGAAGACAGCAGGCCAUGAGCAGACUUGCUAUUUAUUCAGAUAUAACCUCUGGGCUAGAAUGGCCCCCAGGGGCCAAGAGAGAGCCCCCUUGUCGUCCCCCCCACAACUCCAGCGUCUACCCCUUCCACUUCUCAUGCACAUGCUCGCUCUGAUUCCCUCUGUACCUCUGGCCCUAUCUGUUUUUUUCCUGUCUCCCUCCUAGACUCUGCCUCUCUUCUGCCCCCAGCCUGGACUGGCCACCCCUACCCCUCAGUAGAAGCCCUGGCCAGACCAGGCCUCUCCAAGUCCUAGCCCCAGGAUGACUGUUGGGGCAUUGGGACUGCAGUCAGACUGGGGCUGCUGUCUCUUUCUCUUUGAUCUCAGGGGGUCCUUUUUGGAGUUUAUUGUAUUUUAUUGUACUUGGGAUGUUUUGGGGGGUGGGGGAGAAGAGCUUGUUAUCAUGGGGUGUGUCAGUACCUUCAGAAACUUUUACCAAAGUCAUGUUUAGCUGCUUGUGGUGCCCCCCCCCCAUUGCCCUCAGGCCUUGGGGGUCUGGACUGCUUGCUGCUCUUUUUCAGCCCUGGCCAAGGAGAGGUCCAAAGCCUGGGAGAGACCAGGCUCAAUUGGGAGCUCCUCCACACACAGGGCUGGGGACCGGUUAUAGCUUGGGGGUGAGUUGAAGAGCUCAGGUGGUACAUAGGGAGACUAAGGGGCCUCAGCCACACAGAUGACCUUUGGGGAAGGUGGAUGAGGAGUGUGGUAGAACAGGAGGCAGGGAAGUGUUCAGAGGAACUCAACGACAGGGGUGGGGCCAGGAGAAGGAAGGAGGGCGGAGGGCAUGCAGGGGAGUCAGGGAUUGAGGUUGAAGGGAGUAGAUGCAGAGGUCUGAGCAUGUGUGACAGGGACAGGAGGGACAGGUUUGAUUGAGUAGAAGGGAGGCCAGGUGGGGGCAUCAGAGUGUGAGGUGGCUUUUUCCCCAUUGUGCCCCUGAGCGUCUUUCAGCUCACCCAGAGUUGGCCAGCCCCAGCACAUCUUGAGGCCUGGACUGGGCAGGAUCAGGAAUCUGUCCCAGUGCCCUGCAGUGACCAGGGAAGGGUGGGGUAUGUUUCUUUUUUGGUGAUGCAUGCAAAUCAAAUGGACAAGAGAACAAUGUAAUGAAACAAAACAAAA
Messenger RNA from Nannospalax galili (Upper Galilee mountains blind mole rat), 2887 nucleotides. RefSeq names its product mitogen-activated protein kinase kinase 7 (gene Map2k7). Gene Ontology annotation, molecular function: protein kinase activity; ATP binding. The transcript is spliced from 10 exons. Gene Ontology annotation, biological process: protein phosphorylation. The record is from RefSeq and is a predicted model, not a curated record. Bases 100 to 1479 code for a protein of 459 amino acids. NCBI's taxonomy places the organism in Eukaryota, Metazoa, Chordata, Mammalia, Rodentia, Spalacidae.